Molecule: messenger RNA, 1123 nt
Organism: Aspergillus nidulans FGSC A4
Lineage: Eukaryota; Fungi; Ascomycota; Eurotiomycetes; Eurotiales; Aspergillaceae
Product: formyltetrahydrofolate deformylase
Exons: 1
Coding region: 77-946 (289 amino acids)
Biological process (GO): amino acid metabolic process; 'de novo' IMP biosynthetic process; carboxylic acid biosynthetic process
Molecular function (GO): formyltetrahydrofolate deformylase activity
Source: RefSeq, a predicted model, not a curated record
AGCUUCACUUCUCUCCUCUCCAUCUUCAACAGAGCCCAGAAGCGAUUCAAUUCGAUUCAAAGCAUUCUUCUUCAACAUGAGCUUUAUUCUCACCCUCUCCUGCCCCGACCGGCCCGGCAUCGUCAGCGCCGUGACCGGUUUCCUCGUCCAACACAACCUGAACAUCAUCGACUCCUCGCAAUUUGGCGAUCCCACCUCGCACCGCUUCUUCAUGCGCAUGCACUUCGGCCCCGAUACAACUGGCGCCAGCGAUGGUGCUGCGGCCCCCUCCCUUGAGGCCCUCCGCGAAGCCUUCACCCCGAUCGCCACCGCGCACUCGAUGUCCUUCCAGCUCCUCCCCGCCGCCCACAAGCCGCGUGUCCUGAUCAUGGUCUCCAAGAUCGGCCACUGCCUCAAUGACCUGCUCUUCCGGCAGUCCACCGGCCAGUUGGCGAUCGAGGUGCCACUCAUCGUAUCGAACCACCCGGACUUCGAGACCCUCGCGGCAACGUACAAGGUGCCCUUCAUGCAUCUCCCCGUGACGGCGGACACGAAGCAGCAGCAGGAAACCCGGAUUCUCGAACUCAUCAAGGAGUAUGAUAUUGAAUUGGUCGUCUUGGCUCGGUACAUGCAGGUUCUGUCGCCGACGCUGUGCGACGCUAUGUCUGGAAAAAUUAUCAAUAUCCACCACAGUUUCCUGCCCAGUUUCAAGGGUGCUAAGCCCUACCACCAGGCUUAUGACCGCGGUGUGAAGCUUGUCGGUGCGACGGCGCAUUUCGUCACAAGCGAUCUGGAUGAGGGUCCUAUCAUCGAACAGAAUGUCGUUCGCGUGAACCAUGCCUUGAGUCCGAAGGAGUUGACUCAUGCCGGAAGUAAUGUGGAGAGCAAUGUUUUGGCUGCGGCUGUCAAGUAUUUUGCUGAGCGCAGAGUUUUGUUGAACGGACACAAAACGGUCGUUUUCAACUAGGCGUGACAUAGACCUUGGAUUGAUUCUAUGUUGGUAUGUGUAUAUAUAGGGGCAUAACACGGGUUCGGUCAAAGUUGAAUUUCAGCGUGGAAUGGGUGGUAGUCCUCUUCGCCAGCCCACUGUGCCUCGUGCAAAGACUCGCCCAUCUGUGAUGCGUCCAUCCCGAGAAUGAUAUCC